GGGGGGGGUGCUCUGUGCUGUGUCUCUACCCCCCGCAGAGAGGAGACUCUCAUUGUUCUAUUAGCAAUCUGCUCCCUCCGAGGACACAGACACGAUGGACUCUUCCCUACUGUAGCACUACUAGUCCCAGCAUGGAUAUAACCAUCUCCCAGCUGAUGGAGCAGUUCCUGGACAGCCCACUGGUGACCUGGGUGAAAACCUUCGGCCCGUGCGGCAACGAGAAUGAGAACCGACUGUCUAUGUACAUGGACCUUGUGGACGGGGUGUUCCUCAAUAAGAUCAUGCUUCAGAUAGACCCCCGGACGUCCAAUCAGCGCAUCAACAAACAUGUGAAUAACGAUGUGAACCUGCGCAUUCAGAACCUCGCGAUACUGGUGCGACACAUCAAGACCUACUAUCAGGAAGUUCUUCAGCAGCUGAUUGUAAUGAGUUUGCCCAACGUUCUGGUAAUCGGGAAAGACCCUCUCACUGGGAAAAGCAUGGAGGAACUGAGUAAGAUCCUGCUCCUGAUGCUGGGCUGUGCUGUGCAGUGUGAUAGGAAAGAGGAAUACAUCGAGAGGAUCAAACAGCUGGAUAUCGAGACUCAGGCGGGAAUUGUGUCUCACAUCCAGGAGGUGACCCAUAACCAGGAGAACGUCUUUGACCUGCAAUGGUUGGAGCUACCAGACAUGGCCCCAGAGGAGCUGGACUCUCUGUCCCGGAACAUGGCGCUCCAUCUAAAGAGACUGCUGGAUGAGAGGGACGACAGCAAGGAGGUCAUAGUGGAACUGACGCAGGAAAGGGACUAUCUCCAGUCCCUAAACCCGCCCAGUCCAGUCAAGUCUUCCAGUCCAGACCCGUCGUCCAACGUGGCCAACCACCAUUCCACCGACGACAAGCAGCACCUUGCAGUGGAACUUGCAGACAGUAAAGCAAAACUACGAAGGAUCCGGCAAGAGCUGGAAGAGAAAUCGGAGGCGUUGCUGGACGCGAGGCAUGAGCUGGAGCGGCUGGGGCUGGACCUGCAGAGGAUGAAGCAGGAGAACAUCCAGCUGGCGGCGGAGGCCCGCACUGCGCGCACUUACAGGGACGAGCUGGACGCGCUGAAGGAAAGAGCCGGCAAAGUGGACCGGCUGGAGAACGAACUGGCCCGGUGUAAGGAGAAGCUGCACGAUGUGGACUUCUACAAAGCCCGAAUGGACGAGCUAAGAGAAGACAAUCUGAUUCUCAUCGAGACCAAGACCAUGCUGGAGGAACAACUGUCCUCAGCCAGGGCCCGGACGGAUAAACUGCAUGAUCUGGAGAAGGAAAAUCUGCAGCUGAAAUCAAAGAUCCACGACUUGGAGCUGGACCGCUACUCGGACAGGAACCGGAUUGAGGAGUUGUUGGAGGAGAACAUGGUGCUGGAGCUCGCUCAUAAGCAGAGUUUGAACGAGUCUGCGCAUCUGGGCUGGGAGCUGGACCAGGUGUCCAGGAGCACUGACCUGUCUGACGCCAGGAAAUCGUUUGUGUUUGAGCUGAACGAGUCGGCGUCCAGCCGCAUCCUGAAGCUGGAAAAGGACAACCAGAGUCUCCAGCAGGUGAUUCAGGAGCUGCGAGAGUCCUCGCUCAUCCUGGAGGAGAGCAGCGCCAAAGGCCAGGAGCUGGAGAAGGAGAAUCAGCAGCUGAACAAGAGGAUUGAAAGCCUACAGCUGCAGAUUGAGAAGGAGAAGCAGAGCAGCUCCGACCUGGAGAGUCUCGGAGAAGAUCUGCUGAAGGAGAAGGAACAUCUCUCUCGCCUUCUGGAGAGCGUUAAAUCUGAAAAGGACAGGCAGGUGAAAGAGCUGGAACAGGAAAAUAAGCACCUCUCUCAGGCAAUGUCUGCUCUUCGGCAGAGGGCGCAGGACAGUACAGACUCCAGAGUGCAGCAUGUGGAAAUGGAGAAUAAGAUGCUUCAUGAGACUAUAACGGACACCAGCAGCAAGCUGAGUGUGGUGGAGCACGAGAAGCGGCAGCUCCAGAAGGCUUUUGAGCAGGUGAAAGACAAGGCGGAGUGCGCGGAGGAGAUGGAGAAGGAGGUCCACCGGUUGGAGAAGCAAAACGAAUUGUUGGCCAAGAAAGUGUCCUCUUCCAGGAUCAUUGAAGAGAAGGUGGAGGCUCUGGAGAAAGAACACGUCAAGUUAGAAGGUGAAAACAGAAUACUAAAGAAGUCUCUGGACACACUGCAAAAUGUCUCCAUCCGGCUGCAGGUGCUGGAGGGAGAGAACAAGCAGCUUGACGAGGAGAACCUGGAGCUCAGGAGGGCGGUAGAAGCCAUGAGGUUUUCAUGCACUAAAAUCACACAGAUCGAGAGAGAGAACAAUGAACUACUGAAGGAGAAGGAGGAACUGCAGAAGAACGUGGAGGUGCUCAAAGCUCUGGGGAAGAAGUCUGAGCGCAUGGAAGUCAGCUACCAAGGCUUGAGUGAGGAAAACUGGAGGCUUCAGCAGAUGAUUGAGGCUGGGAAUAGCAAAGUCAGUGAGCUGGAAUCAGAGCUUAGGGAAACCGAGAAGGAGAAUAAGGAACUGCACAAGAACUUGGAGGAGCUGAAGAUUUCCAAUAAGAGGCUGGAGAGGUUGGAGCAGGAAAAGAAGGCAAUGGAGCAGGAUGUAACGCAGCUGGAGAAGGAUAAGAAAAUGCUAGAGAAAGAGUCUAAGAGACUGUGGCAGCAGGUGGAGCUGAAAGAUGCCAUCAUGGACGACAACACUGUGAAACUGGCCGAUCUGGAGAAAGAGAACAGGACACUAGAGAAGGAGGUCUCCAAGCUCAGAGAGUCAUCGACUAGGACACGGGAGCUGGAGAAGGAGAGCAAAGAGCUUGUGCAGCAGCUGACUGUAGAUAAGAGGACACUAGCGACACUAAGAGAGGAUCUGGUCCUGGAGAAGCUAAAGACGCAACAGAUGGCGAGCGAGCUGGACAAGCUGAGUCUGGAGCUGGAGAAGAUCGGCCUGAAUAAAGAGCUAAUGCUGCAAGAUGAAAACCGCAAUGCUGAGAAGAAGUACAAGGUUCUGGAGGGGAAGAUUGAAUCAACACUAAAGACCACGUUGGCGGUUAAGGAAAGUAAAAUCCUGGCGCUGGAGAGUCAGGUGACUGAGGUCCGGAGUCUCAACCAGCAGCUGCAGAAUGAGCUGAAUGCGGUGAGACAAGACGCCGGCAAGCAGCAGACACCUCAGAAUUCCCAGGGGAGGCGCACCUUUCAUAUCCGCAGCACGGAGACCCAGGCUAAUGGGCAGGAGACCACCAGGGAAAUGCUGAGGGUGAAGGACCGAGCCAUCGAGCUAGAGAGGGAUAAUGCAGCAUUACAAGCGGAGAAGACGCUGAUGAAGGACCAGCUGAGGCACCUGGAGACGCAGAACAUUGCAUUCAGUAGUCAGAUGGGGACACUACAGAAACAGAUCAAUUUCCUGCAGGAACACAACACUGCGCUGCAGACACAGACUGCGAAUCUGCAGGUGGAGAAGUCGGCAGCGGCCGCCCAAUGCGCUUCCCUGAAGAGCCAGAUCUCGCAGCUGCAGAACCAUAUCACCUCUGCAGAGAGCGAGAAGGAGAAAGCAGGACGCCAAAGGGAGGAAGCGAUGGAAAGCCACGACUCCCUGCUCCGGGACCACGAUCACCUGGUGUCCCUGUAUGAGCGCCAGUCCGCGGAGUAUGAGGGACUGAUCAGCCAGCAUAGCGCCCUGAAAUCCCAGCACAAGGGCCUGGAGCAGGCGCACCGCAGUCUGGAGGAGAGCUACAACAACUUGAUGCGCUACAGGGCGGAGCUGGAGGAACGAGACAAGGUAAUAACGAACGAGCGUGAGGUCCUACAGCAGGAAAAUAGGAAAAAUGCCAUCGCCACAAGUGAGAACGAGAGACUUCAAAGUGAGCUGGAGAGGUUGAAGUUCCUGCACGGCGAGCUAGAAGGAGAGUACAACGCUCUACACAAACACACCAAGGAGAUGAAGGGUUCGCUAAACUCGGCACAGAUGGAGCUAAACCGCUGGCAGGCGCGCUUCGAUGAGCUGAAGGACCAGCAUCAGACGAUGGACAUAUCUCUCACCAAGCUGGACAACCACUGUGAGCUUCUGACGCGGCUGAAGAGUAACCUGGAGGAGGAGAACCACCACCUGCUCAGCCAGAUACAGAUGAUGAGUCGGCAGAACCAGAUGUUGCUGGAGCAGAGCAUGGAGAGCAAGGAGCAUUACCACGAGGAGCAGAAACAGUACAUAGAUAAAUUACAUGAUUUAAGAAGACAAAAGGAGAAAUUAGAGGAAAAGAUAAUGGACCAAUAUAAGUUUUAUGACCCUGCUCCAAAAAAAAAGAAUCACUGGUCCGGUGCUAGAGCUCUCGCUAAACUCAUCAAACCGAGGAAAGACGGAUCCAGGGAGAGACCAAAGUCAUCCGGGGAUGUGAUCAUCCCGGUCGCUGACCACCUGGACUGCACUGCGUCCCCUUCCUGCUCCCGACCCCUCAGAGUACAACAUGAAAGUGCAGAUAACGGCUCUCUAGGGUCUGACGAGAAGGACGCGUCUAAAGUGUUCACGAGUAAAGUCCUGGUUGACGUUGGCCACAAGCAGCACAGGAUGUCUUAUCACGGAGGAAGCAGCGAGGAGAUGGAAGGCUUGGAGCAUAACGCUUGCUCGCGGAAGAUGGAACCAGGAUCUAGAGCCUACUCCACCUCUGCCAUCCACCUGACCCCAGUAUCAAGCCUGAGGUCUCAGCAGCCAAACAGACCCAAAGGUUACAAUUCUGAUGAUAAUCUCUAUGAUCCGCCACAGGACAGUAAAGCCAGCCCGGGAGGACUCCGCGGCCCUCGACCAAAUAGUCUGGAGAGCAGCCGGAGCGCGUCAAACAGCAGCUCGCCCCUUACCCUGAAAGGAUCCUCGAGCGUCCCUCCAGCCAGAACAGAGAGCGUCAGCAACGAGGAUUUGGUUCCCACCAAAGACGUUACCACUCUGCCUAGAGAUGGCUACACGGGCCGUGCCAACUCCGCCAUGCUGGUUACUGGCAAUAAACCGGAGCCGGCAUCUAACAGGAACAGUCUGAUAUCCCCCAACAUCCCUGAACACAGACCACAGAGCCGCGCUCGGGCCAGCCGGCGGUCAGGCUCUCCGGGCAGCGAGAUGGUGACGUUGGAGGAGUUUCUGGAGGAAAGUAGUCAGCUGUCUCCAUCCGCAGAAGCAUCAGGCAGCCGGGACGACGUGCUAGGUGAUUAUUUUAAGAAGACCUCCGACCCUCCUGACUUUGGAAGCCCAUUGGUCCAGCCCAGUUACAGAGACUGCCUAGCCAUGCCAACAAGCUACGUGAGCCCGUCAGUCGCAGGCGAUGCAGCGGGUGGCAGGGCGGGUAAGCCAGGCCAGUGUGUUAAGCCCAGCCUGCGACAGCUGGAGCCUGCCGCAGGUAACCCAUCUACUUCACUUAGACGACCACAAGUGCAGCCAUCGGUCCCGGCGUCCAAACAAACCCCUGAGCCCCAGCAGCCGGGGUCCGUGUGCAGCAGGGCGAACUCCCUCAGCAGGUCUUUUAGCUUGGCCACCGCCGACCUCCUGAAGGCCAAUGGUCCAGAUAUGAGCAAGGUGGAGAAGCCAGACAUAGAGACUCCUGUGCUGAGAACAUCGACACCAGCCGGCUCCCCAAGGGACAGACCCCAAUCAGCGAGAAUGCCCACCCCACAGAGAGGUGAGGAUCUGCGCUGCCAAUCUCUAGAUUCACGCCGCCUGUCUUUGGCCAUCCCCAAAGACGAUAGGACACUACAAGCAGCCCUGUCAUCUAGCAGCCUGCAGCAGCCAUAUAUAUCUCCCCACCCUGCCGGCAGGGCUAAACCCAGGCCCGUCUCUCGCUUUGGAGAAGUGGCCAUGAUCUCACCAGUCAGACAGAUACCCAUCAUCCCAGAAGUGGAAGGUCAGACGGCUGCUGUAACGUCUAAGCUGCGGAGCCCCCCUUCCGAUUGCCUGCCUCAGCCAAACGCCGAAGACGACCCCAACAAAGAAUUGUCUCCCAAAAGUACCCCUGCGUCCCCAGAUCCCAAUGCAGACCCACAGACUGUCUGGUACGAGUACGGCUGCGUGUGAUCAGCAGAAUACAUGGCGGACAAGCUUCCUGUCUGAUCUUAUUACAGAAAUUACAUCUUUAGCACUCUCCUGAAAUGGAAUCUUCAGCACAAAUUAUUUACGUGUUUCAUUUAAUCAGAUUCAAGUUUUCAUAAGGUGCCCGUGUAUCUACUAUCUGCAUUAUCACCUGCACCAGGAACAGAGUUACUGGAACCGCCGGUGCCUCCACAGAGACGACCAUGCAAUGAGUUUGUGUCUCCUUUAGUACUGAGGUUACCGCAGGCUGCACCAUCCAUCUGCACAACUGCUACUGAGAAGCUGCACCAGGAACAGAGUUACUGGAACCGCCGGUGCCUCCACAGGAACGGCCAUGCGAUGUGUUUGUGUUUUCCUUUAGUACUGAGGUUACAGCAGGCUGCACCAUGCAUCUGCACAACUGCUACUGAGAAGCUGCACCAGGAACAGAGUUACUGGAACCGCCGGUGCCUCCACAGGAACGGCCAUGCGAUGUGUUUGUGUUUUCCUUUAGUACUGAGGUUACAGCAGGCUGCACCAUGCAUCUGCACAACUGCUACUGAGAACCUGCACCAGGAACAGAGUUACUGGAACCGCCGGUGCCUCCACAGGAACGGCCAUGCGAUGUGUUUGUGUUUUCCUUUAGUACUGAGGUUACAGCAGGCUGCACCAUGCAUCUGCACAACUGCUACUGAGAAGCAGAGCAGCAGAGCAUGUUCUGUCCAGGCUUGCACAGGCAGGGGUAGAAUAAUGGGUUAAUGGUCUUCGUGUAAUAUGCUUAAUGCCAAAAAUGUCUUUUGUACAGUAAAUCUGUGCUUGCUGCUGAUCUCUGCCUGGUGCUUAAACUCUUGCUGCCCCCAUUGCAGGAAGACUCAUCACUAACACUGCACAGGUCCGUCAGCUUCUGCAUUAAUGUAAUGCACUGUAACACUAUUACUGUAUGCAGCAGCUGCCUACGCCAGUUACGUACUGUAUAUAUGUGUUACAGCCAUGUUACUGGAUGCAGCAGCUGCCUACGCCAGUUACGUACUGUAUAUAUGUGUUACAGCUAUGUUACUGGAUGCAGCAGCUGCCUACGCCAGUUACGUACUGUAUAUAUGUGUUACAGCUAUGUUACUGGAUGCAGCAGCUGCCUACGCCAGUUACGUACUGUAUAUAUGUGUUACAGCUAUGUUACUGGAUGCAGCAGCUGCCUACGCCAGUUACGUACUGUAUAUAUGUGUUACAGCUAUGUUACUGUAUGCAGGAGCUGCCUAUGCCAGUAACGUACUGUAUAUAUGUGUUACAGCUAUGUAACUGUAUGCAGGAGCUGCCUAUGCCAGUUACGUACUGUAUAUAUGUGUUACAGCUAUGUUACUGUAUGCAGGAGCUGCCUAUUCCAGUAACGUACUGUAUAUAUGUGUUACAGCUAUGUUACUGGAUGCAGGAGCUGCCUACGCCAGUUACGUACUGUAUAUAUGUGUUACAGCUAUGUUACUGGAUGCAGCAGCUGCCUACGCCAGUUACGUACUGUAUAUAUGUGUUACAGCUAUGUUACUGGAUGCAGCAGCUGCCUACGCCAGUUACGUACUGUAUAUAUGUGUUACAGCUAUGUUACUGGAUGCAGCAGCUGCCUACGCCAGUUACGUACUGUAUAUAUGUGUUACAGCUAUGUUACUGUAUGCAGGAGCUGCCUACACCAGUUACGUACUGUAUAUAUGUGUUACAGCUAUGUUACUGUAUGCAGGAGCUGCCUAUGCCAGUAACGUACUGUAUAUAUGUGUUACAGCUAUGUUACUGGAUGCAGGAGCUGCCUACGCCAGUUACGUACUGUAUAUAUGUGUUAGUUAUGUUACUGUAUGCAGCAGCUGACUAUGGAGGUAAUUCAGACCUGAUUUUUGCAGUCCUGCGAUCAGAUAGUCGCCGCCUACAGAGGGAGUGUAUUUUUGCUGUGCAAGUGUGCGAACGCAUGUGUAGCAGAGCUGCGUAAACUGAUUUUGUGCAGUCUCUGCGCAGCCCAGGACUUACUCAGCCGCUGCGAUCACAUCAGCCUGUUCAGGGCUGGAUUUGAUGUCAGACAACCUCCCUUCCAGCGAUUGGACACACCUGCGUUUUUCCAGACACUCCCAGAAAACGAUCAGUUGCCACCCACAAACUCCUUCUUCCUGUCAAUCUCCUUACGAUCACCAGUGCGAAUGGAUCCUUCGCAUAAACCAGUCGCUGACCGGCGAUCCGCUUUACAGCCGUGCGACGCGCCUCCUUAUUGCGGUGCAUAUGCAAGCACAGUUUGGGUCUGAUCGCCCGCUGUGUAAAAACGCAGCCUAUCGAUCAGGUCUGAAUCGGCCCCUAUGCCAGUUACGUACUUUAUAUACGAGCAUUACAGUUAUGGUGCCUCCAACUUCAUUCCAAAAACAGCCACACUUUCUUUGCCUCUGAACCCCAGACACCCUUACACCCCUGGUUCUGUCUCUGGCCCCCUAUGUUCAUCCUCCACUAAUCAUCUCCACGCGUCUAAUCUCUGUGCACUUCUUGCUGCAGAGGGGAAGAGAAACACGGAGCAUGAUAUAUGAGAACACUGAGAUAUGAAGAUUAAUAAUACAGCUACAGAAUGAUGUUGCACAUAGAUUAUUGUAAAAGAAAAAUUAAUAUUCUAUUGUUUAAUUUAUUGAACUGCUUGACUACUGAAUAUUUGCGAUUUAUAGCACAUUGCCGGUGACUGCAAGAUUUAUUUUAUAAUUUUUUUUUUUUAUGGAUUUGCAGACAGUGGCGACAUUUUCACAAGACGGUCACCACAAAGGCUAGUCUCUGCAGUAGGAGUCAUUGCAGGCCUGUCCAUCAAUCCUUAUAGUAAGGCGACAGGCUGCACGGUAACUCUUGCUGUGACUUGUGUUGUGCAGAAGGGUUAUGCCUACAAGAGACCUAUAGGAAGAUAGAUGGUCUGGUACUUAAAGUGUGCUGCCGCCUUCGCUGGUGAGGAGGUUGGAGCUCGUGGUUCUAUAGGAAAUACGAUAAUUUGCUCUUGUGGAUUAAACAUUUAGAUAAGGUAAGGAUCAGUAAGAUCCUGGUGUACCCAAUCCAUUUAUCAUUCAAUGAAUGCAUUUACACUAAUACAGCGUGGCCUCUUCUCCGUACAGAUUGUGUAUAUUGUAACGCAGGUGGUUAGAUACCCUGCGGUAGAGGGCUCCUGUUAUCUGACACGGGCAAAUAUGAUGUCUCUAACAUACAAGGUUUUAUAUUCCUAAGUGGUAACCUUAGUAAAGUGCAGUCGCUGCUCUCUCAGUUAUGGCCUCACUAUCCUCUGUUACAGGGCCUGGUAGCCAUGGGCUGGGUAAUGCCACCAGCUGGCUGGUUCUCAGUGUGAAAUGCCCACAGGGGACAGACGUGGCUGGAUGGUACUCUCUCUGCUCCGUACCUUGCUGUUUAUGACAUUCGCUUUGCAAGGCGAGAGACGUUAAUCUCCUCCUGAACGGUGACCAGAGAAAUCUGAAAUCUUAUAAGGGUUGCCAUCACUGUGGGAGCAGCGGCUGUCUGGGCUGAAGCAGCAUUUGUCAGAAUGCCGCCAGUCACCCUGCUGCGUCCGAUGUGUAAUACUACUGACACUGCAGCCCUCCGGCCAGUCGGGGCAAGCCCGCAGCCGGAGGAGACAGGAACGCUCAAUAGUCUUGUGCAACUGGAUUUGUACAUAGGAUGUAAAUGAUUGCAUUGUACAGCAUUGCUUUGUAAAUAGUGGUUGUAAUGAAAUUAAUUUGCAGACAAUACCUGCUCACUGACCCAGCCCAGGGCGGGUUGGGCUCAUACGGUGCUACCCCCACUGGUAGGGUUAUCUGGCACAUACAGGGCACUGUGUUUCAUCGUGCCGGCCAUGGAUGUUCACUUGCAGCGUUUAUUCCUGGUAUAUUCGGUCAGCCAGCUCGUCGUCCUAUAUGUGACAUGUCAGAUCUAUAUACUGUAACCCUGGUCUGCACUGUACCUACUGUAUAUGAAAUAAAGGUGUUUUCCUCUGCU
Molecule: messenger RNA, 10025 nt
Organism: Pseudophryne corroboree (corroboree frog)
Lineage: Eukaryota; Metazoa; Chordata; Amphibia; Anura; Myobatrachidae
Gene: CCDC88C
Product: coiled-coil domain containing 88C
Exons: 30
Coding region: 132-6047 (1971 amino acids)
Biological process (GO): cytoplasmic microtubule organization; cytoskeleton-dependent intracellular transport
Cellular component (GO): centrosome; cytoplasm
Molecular function (GO): microtubule binding; dynein light intermediate chain binding
Source: RefSeq, a predicted model, not a curated record